GCUCCCGGGAGCCGGCGGGACCUGCUCCUGCCUGGGGCGGGCAGCGCCGCAGCCUCCGAGGCCCCGGACCCGCCCGCGCGGGUCACCCACGGCGCGGGCAGAAGCUGGCCGACAUCGCAGGGCGGUCGUGAGUCGUGCCGCGCGCAGCCGCAGCGCUUGCGGCGCGGAGACAGCACGGGCGGCGGGCUUGUUGGCGAUCGGCACCCGCAAAGCGCUCGCGGCUCAGGCCGAGCUCGCAUCACCCUCUGCCUUCGGAGGAGGCGGGAGCGACGCCCCUUUGGCAGGAUUUGGUGUUCUGCUUGCCCUUCCAGAAGCUUUUGGAUGCCGCUGCCUCGACCUCCAAACCCUGCAGGUUCAGGCCUGGACAGAGCUCUUUCCCAGAGCACCUUGACUCCCCAGCAGAGACUCUAGCUGCCAGUCCCCACUCCUCUGGAGCUGCCUGCCCUGUUCACCAUGGCCUGCUGCUCACCACCCACGAACCCUUCCAGGCCACAGAGCGCUCCCCUCGUGGGGCCCGUCAUCGCUGGCUCCCCCUAUUCAGUGGUGGUCUUGCAAGAGGGCUACUCUGUGCGGCUGCCCGAUGGCAGCACCCGGGCAGAUGGGACAAUCUCGCUGGUGCUGGGGCCCCACCUUACCCUGGUGGACACGGGUGGGCCAUGGAGCCGGGAGCGGCUGCUGGAGGGCUUGGCCAAGCAAGGCGUGUCCCCAGGGGACAUCCGACAUGUUGUCUGCACGCACGGCCACUCUGACCACGUGGGCAACCUCAAUCUCUUUCCCCAGGCAGGGCUGAUUGUGGGCACGGACGUCAGCCAGCCUGGUGGGCGCUACCUCCCCACGGGAUUGCCGCAGGGCGUCCCCUAUCCCCUCCACGCAGGGCACCUGGAAGUGCUGCCCACGCCUGGCCAUACGGGGAACGAUGUCAGCUUGAUGGUGCGGGGCACCGCUCAGGGGAACGUCUUGGUGGCUGGAGACCUUUUUGAGUGUCGGGAUGAUGAGGGAGAGUGGCAGUCUCUCAGUGAGCACCCAGCGCGUCAGGCAGAAAGCCGGGCGCAUGCUCUGUGCAUUGCUGACAUCAUUGUGCCUGGCCAUGGGGCACCAUUCCGGGUCUUCCGGCAGGGAAUCGAGCGUCCUGUGGGUCAGGAGGGGGUGUGUCUGGAUGAUCUCUACGGGUCAGCAAAGACCUGCAGACCUCUUUGUGCCCAACUAAUGCAAAGCGCCAAUAAAAGGUGAGAAAUUGAA
Molecule: messenger RNA, 1239 nt
Organism: Varanus komodoensis (Komodo dragon)
Lineage: Eukaryota; Metazoa; Chordata; Lepidosauria; Squamata; Varanidae
Gene: MBLAC1
Product: metallo-beta-lactamase domain containing 1
Exons: 2
Coding region: 454-1230 (258 amino acids)
Source: RefSeq, a predicted model, not a curated record